UUAAAAAACGGCGAGUUUUUUAUUGUAACAACGUAACAGCAAUGGCAGAAACAAUGUGUUUACUUUAGGUACAUCGUCGCUGGUGCUUCAAAAUUAGCAUAUAAACAAUAUCACUCGUAACAGCAGUAAGAAAACUAUAGCGCGCAAUCACCUAAAAAUUCUUAAAGUUGACACAAAAACUAUUACAAUUGACAACAAAAUAAAAUUACAUUUGUAGAGAACAUAAAAUUCGUUAAUUCUCUGCACGAAAAAUAAAAUUUUGCCAUUUUUAAAAUUAUAGGAAACACAUGUUCAUUGCGAUAAGCAUGAACGGAAAGCAUAAGGCAUAAGGAGCUAUGGUUUCAGCAACUAUAUGGCAAAUAUGGCAUCUGUGAACUUAUGUACUAAAUACGUAAAUUGCAGAAUUUAAAUGCCCAUAUCUACUAUCACAGAUCAUAUGACCCCCAAAAGAGUUAGGUUAGGUUACGUUUGUAGGUUAACUUAAAGUUUUGUUUUGCGCGAGCCGAAAUGGCUAACGCAGUUAAACUAAAGGAGGUAUAUGAAAUUCAGUCUAAACACGGGGCAUUCUAUACCGGCGGCAAUGUGGAAUGGUUAGAGUCGACGUUCUACUGCCAGUCGCACGCGAGCGUUAAUUUACUCGACGCCGAGACCGGUGCGGUGGAAAGGUUGGUGGGGGACGCGGAUACCGAAGAUGCCGACGCGAUUCACACUUUCACCACGGACGGCGUAAAAAUAGUGUCCGCCCACAAGAGCGGUUUGCUUAAACUGUGGAAGAUCAGCGGCGAGCUCGAAAAAACGUGGAAAUGUAUUCACAAGGGGUCCGUAGCGAAGCUGGCAUUAAACGGCGACCACCUGGCGAGCGGCGGGUCAGACUCCAGCAUUCGCUUAUGGAACUGGCAGUUGCAGACAUGCCUGUUGAACUUGAAAGGCUGCACGGGGGUCGUGAACGUCGUCACCUUCCACGAUAAUGUAAUAUUCGCGUCGGGAGAUGACGGAAAUAUCAAUUCCUACGAACUAGAACGGGGCGACCUAGUGACCGCAUACAAGGGGCAUUACAACAAAGUGACGUCACUUGCUUUUGCGCACGAAGGACAGAGGUUCGUGUCCAGUGGCAGGGACAAGGUUUUAAUUUUAUGGGAGCUGGGUCGAGGGACGCCACUGAAAACUGUCGCCACGUACGAAACGAUCGAGACUCUCCUCGGCAUGCCCCGGAAGUUCAAGUUGCCAGGCUUCCAGUCUGACCCGGACUCCGUGUAUGUAGCCUCCGCCGGUGAAAAAGGCGUCGUGCGUGUAUGGGACGUGCCCAAAGGUCGCGAGGUUUUCGUCCAACCGGAAUCCACCGCGCCCGGGGUCGCCGUCACCCACCUCAGGCACGACCCCAAGACUAAGGGCGUGGCCGUCGUCACCGUCGAUCACAACAUCGUCGUGCACCACUUAAAGUCGUUCGUUUGUCUCAAGCAGUUCGUCGGGUUUACCGGCGAGAUCCACGACGUGGUGUACGUCGGCCAUGGGGACACCCAUAUCGCGAUCGCCACCAACUCGAACGAUAUCAAAGUGUUCGACAACGCGUACAUGAGCUGUCGCCUGCUCAAAGGUCACACGGAUCUGGUGCUCGCGUUGGCGGUCAGCGACCGAGACCGCGACCUGAUGCUCUCCUCCGCCAAAGACAACGCCGUACGCCUCUGGCGGUUCGGGGGCGGGGACGCGACGUGCGUCGCCAUCGGCGCGCUUCACACGGGAAGCGUCGGCGCGAUCGCGUUCGCCCGCGGCGACCCCUACGCUGUCAGCGCGGGUCACGAUAACUGCCUGAAGAUGUGGCGGGUGGACGAAGGGGGCGGGGCCGACGUUUUGCGUUGCACCCGCAGCCAGGUGGCGCACCAGAAGGAGAUUAACAGCGUCGCGGUGUCGCCGAACGACAAAAUAAUCGCGACCGCGUCCCAGGACAGGACGGUCAAGCUAUGGACGGACGCGCUGGACCUGCUCGGCACGCUAGCGGGACACAAGAGGGGCGUAUGGUGCGUCAGAUUUUCGCCCGCCGACCAAGUGGUAGCGUCCUGUUCCGCAGACUGUACCAUCAAACUGUGGUCCGUGACCGAUCUCGUCUGCCUGCGGACCAUGGAGGGCCACGAAGCGAGCGUGUUACGUCUCGAGUUCCUAUCGAAGGGCGCCCAAAUCCUGAGCGCCGGCGCGGACGGCCUCGUCAAACUUUUCAACGUGAAAAACGCGAGCUGCGAGAGCACCGCGGAGGGUCACGAGGGCAGGAUAUGGGCGUUAGCGGUUAAAGGGGACGAAUCCGAAUUAGUAACUGGCGGUAGCGAUUCGUCGCUGGUACGGUGGACGGACGCGACUGAGGAGCGACGACAGCGCCGCCGAAAGGAUGAGGAGGAACUAACGCUGAUCGAUCAGCGUCUGAGCAAUUACCUGCAGGCCGACGAACUGCUCAAGGCGCUGGAGCUGUCGUUGACUUUGAAUCGACCCCAGCAGACGUUGAGGAUCGUCGAACGGGCCAUUAAAAAAAAGGACGUCGGUUUGGCGGAAGCGGUGAGGCACUUCGACGAAGGGCUGAAGACGAGCCUGCUGAAGUGCGCGUUGGAUUGGAACACUAACGGCCGCAACUGUCAAGCGGCGCAGCUGGUGCUCAACAUAUUGUUGCAGGAGCUGCAGACGGGCAAGUUCAGACCGGUCGGAUUGGCGUCUCUCGUCGAGGGGGCGCUGCCCUACACGGAGCGCCACUUCAAGCGACUCACGCGGACCCUGCAGGACAUGCACCUGCUGAAUUACACCGUGAAUUGUAUGAAACCGAAUUCGAAAUAUACGCGCAGUACGUGA
Cylas formicarius (sweet potato weevil) is the source of this 2829-nucleotide messenger RNA. Its product is annotated as transducin beta-like protein 3. Gene Ontology annotation, biological process: endonucleolytic cleavage to generate mature 5'-end of SSU-rRNA from (SSU-rRNA, 5.8S rRNA, LSU-rRNA); endonucleolytic cleavage in 5'-ETS of tricistronic rRNA transcript (SSU-rRNA, 5.8S rRNA, LSU-rRNA). Lineage: Eukaryota; Metazoa; Arthropoda; Insecta; Coleoptera; Brentidae. The record is from RefSeq and is a predicted model, not a curated record. Gene Ontology annotation, molecular function: protein binding; U3 snoRNA binding. The transcript is spliced from 5 exons. Bases 508 to 2829 code for a protein of 773 amino acids. Gene Ontology annotation, cellular component: nucleolus; 90S preribosome; small-subunit processome.